Knipowitschia caucasica is the source of this 441-nucleotide messenger RNA. Lineage: Eukaryota; Metazoa; Chordata; Actinopteri; Gobiiformes; Gobiidae. The record is from the annotation of a GenBank genome assembly.
AUGGGCCAAUACAAUAGGACUACAGCGGCAACAACAACAUUCAAAGCUAUUUUGUGUAGCUCAGAACGGCUCAAUAGAAUCCACAAAACCACCAUAGAAAACCCUCCUCUGGCUCGGCUCCAUUGUCUCCUUUACUCUGCGGGCGCUCCGUGUCUCGCCUCCUCCGCUGUCCGCCCAAGCGUGUGCAGCCGUGUCACUCCCAUUCACGUCUCCAGCAGCAAACCAAACAAAGUGAGCGUCAGGCCUGCCCAAACGCCUCAGCUCCUGUCUGGAUCCGCACCGCCACAUCCAGCCGCAGUCAAAAGAAAAGACAACCUCCUGACCCCAAAAACCCCAUGGACGUGUGCGAGGGCCACCAGAGCCCCAGGACCAAGGGCCAGGACCACAGGACAGGGGGUCAACAGACUGCAGGGUGGGGAGGUGAGGGAAAGAAUGGAUUGA